GAUAAAGAAUUGUUGCAACUGUUCCUCUUGUGUUCUGUUGUUGGCAAGUGUAAUAAGACUCCAUUUGAAAUGAAAAACUAGUUCCACCUUCACAAAUAUUCUCAUCACCCACUUCAAUUGUGACUUUCACAUCUUUCCCUCUCUAUAACUUUCUUUUUAUUUCUUUAAUUUAUUUACAAACCCAUAAAUAUACAUAGACAUAUUGCUUAAUUAAUUCUUAGGGUCAGAGAGGAAUAUAACUAAUUAUUGGAGAUGGAAAAAUGGGUGCACAUGUCUUUGGUUAUGCUAUUGGUAAUAUCAAUGGAUUUUGGAGUUAAAGGUGAUGAUGCAGAAGAGGUUACAUAUGAUGGAAGGUCUCUUAUCAUUAAUGGCCAAAGAAAUAUUCUCUUUUCUGGUUCUAUUCAUUACCCCCGCAGCACCCCUCAGAUGUGGCCAGAUUUGAUAGCGAAAGCAAAACAAGGAGGAUUGGAUGUUAUACAAACUUAUGUCUUUUGGAAUUUACAUGAACCCCAACAAGGCAAGUAUGAUUUCAGUGGUAGAUACGACUUAGUGAGAUUCAUAAAGGAAAUCCAAGCUCAAGGACUCUAUGUUUGCCUAAGGAUUGGACCUUUCAUCGAAAGUGAAUGGACUUACGGGGGAUUCCCAUUUUGGCUACAUGAUGUCCCUGGCAUUGUCUACCGAACUGACAAUGAACCAUUCAAGUUCUACAUGCAAAAUUUUACGACAAAAGUUGUUAACAUGAUGAAAGAAGAGGGUUUAUAUGCUUCACAAGGAGGCCCAAUUAUAUUAUCACAGAUUGAGAAUGAAUAUCAAAACGUCCAGAGGGCAUUUGGCACAGCAGGAUCCCAAUAUGUUGAAUGGGCUGCAAAAAUGGCAGUGGGCCUUAACACUGGUGUACCCUGGGUUAUGUGCAAGCAAACUGAUGCUCCUGAUCCUGUGAUAAAUACAUGCAACGGUAUGAGAUGUGGAGAAACUUUUACUGGACCAAACUCCCCUAAUAAGCCUGCCAUGUGGACAGAAAAUUGGACAUCUUUCUAUCAAGUAUAUGGUGGGUUACCAUAUAUACGGUCUGCUGAAGACAUAGCAUUUCAUGUCACACUUUUUAUUGCAAAAAAUUAUGGAAGCUUUGUCAAUUACUAUAUGUAUCAUGGUGGAACAAACUUUGGUAGAACAGGCUCUGCUUAUACUAUAACAGCUUAUUAUGAUCAAGCACCACUUGAUGAAUAUGGUUUGUUCAGACAACCUAAGUGGGGACAUCUCAAGGAAUUGCAUGCUACAAUCAAGUCUUGUUCCACCACUUUAUUACAAGGAGUACAAAGGAACAUUUCUUUAGGUCAACUUCAGGAGGGUUAUGUUUUCGAAGAAGAAAAUGGAGAAUGUGUUGCAUUCCUUAUAAAUAAUGAUCAAAGGAGCAAUGUUACUGUCCAAUUCCAAAAUAGCUCAUAUGAAUUGCUUCCCAAGUCAAUAAGCAUAUUACCAGAUUGUCAAAAUGUUGCUUUCAAUACUGCACAUUUAAAUACAACUAGCAACAGAAGGAUAAUAACUUCAAGACAAAACUUCAGUUCAGUUGAUGAUUGGAAACAGUUUCAAGAUAUCAUUCCAAAUUUUGAUGACACUUCACUAAGAUCAAAUUCAUUACUUGAACAAAUGAAUACAACUAAAGACAUUUCUGAUUACCUUUGGUAUACUCUUAGAUUUGAAAAUAAUUUAUCUUGCAAUGAUCCAGUACUUCGCGUUCAAUCUGCCGCUCAUGUUGCACAUGCUUUUGUGAACAACACAUACAUUGGAGGGUUACAUGGAAAUCAUGAUGUGAAGUCAUUUACAUUAGAGCUCCCAACUACAUUAACAAAUGGAACAAACAACAUUUCUAUUCUCAGCGUUAUGGUCGGACUUCCGGAUUCAGGGGCAUUUCUUGAAAGAAGAUUUGCUGGUUUAAAUAAUGUGGAACUUCAGUGCAGUGAAGAAGAGACUCUUAAUUUGAACAAUUCUACAUGGGGAUAUCAGGUUGGAUUACUUGGAGAACAAUUAGAAGUAUAUAAAGAUCAAAAUAGUAGUGACAUUAAAUGGACUCAACUUGGGGAUAUCUUGAUUGAUGAAACUACUCUCACUUGGUACAAGGCUACAUUUGGCACACCUGAGGGAGAGGACCCUGUUGCAUUGGACCUUAGCUCAAUGGGGAAAGGUGAGGCAUGGGUAAAUGGACAAAGCAUUGGUCGAUAUUGGAUUUUGUUUCAUAACUCCAAAGGCAUUCCUUCACAAUCAUUGUAUCAUGUUCCUCGUUCUUUCCUUAAAGACAGUGAAAACAUUUUGGUUUUGUUGGAGGAAGGUGGUGGGAACCCUCUUGGUAUCUCCUUGAAUACUGUCUCAGUCACAGAUUUGCAAGAUAACUUUUCUAAAUUGCCAUUCCCCACCUUUGUCUAGUAUCACAUAUAUUCUUUUAGUAAAAAAUAAAAUAAAAUCACAUAUACUAAAUCAUACACAGAACAGAAAAAAAAAAAGAUUAUUGAAACCUAUGCAGAUCCGGAUUGAUUGAUUCUUUGUAAUCCAAAUACUGUUUGGAUCUACUUACCUGACAAGAUAUUGUUAUUUAUUGGGAGAAAGAAUCUCAUUUGACCUCUCUUGAUCACUUCUGAUUAUUGGAAUUGGGAAUUAAUUGGAUGUAAUAGUAGUAAUUUGGACAUUAAUUUUUUAUGCAUGAAAUGUGUAGAACAUUUUAUAUAUA
This is a messenger RNA of Trifolium pratense (red clover), 2722 nucleotides long. Its product is annotated as beta-galactosidase 6. Bases 253 to 2421 code for a protein of 722 amino acids. The transcript is spliced from 18 exons. Gene Ontology annotation, biological process: carbohydrate metabolic process. Lineage: Eukaryota; Viridiplantae; Streptophyta; Magnoliopsida; Fabales; Fabaceae. Gene Ontology annotation, molecular function: beta-galactosidase activity. The record is from RefSeq and is a predicted model, not a curated record. Gene Ontology annotation, cellular component: cell wall; vacuole.